Molecule: messenger RNA, 1226 nt
Organism: Aegilops tauschii subsp. strangulata
Lineage: Eukaryota; Viridiplantae; Streptophyta; Magnoliopsida; Poales; Poaceae
Product: RING-H2 finger protein ATL80-like
Source: RefSeq, a predicted model, not a curated record
UCUCAUUCUCUCCCCCCGGCCGCAGGUUGCUCUGCUCCCAUCACCACAAAGCAAAACCCCAAAGAAAGACACCCACCUAUUUAUCUCGCGCUCCGCUCCUCUCCACACUACCGCGAAUUGCCAAUGAUAGUGAUACUUGCAGAACCCAUCCUUCUCGGAGCGAUCUGUCGAUGGCCGAGGCCAAGCGCAUGCACGAGCAGACCACCGGGUGCCUCCCCGUCGACCAGUCCUGCUUCGCGCUCUCCCGGCUGUCCAACGCGUACCGCCCCACCCGCAACAACGACCCGGCCUGCUGCUCCACAACGUCCUACCUUGAGGUCCUCGGCAUCUCAUUCGCGACGCUGCUCAUCAUCCUCUUCGUGCUCUGCAUGAUACGGUGCUACCUCAUGCGGCGGGCCGUGAACCGGGUCACGGUGGGGGCCGCAACGUCGACAGGCGCGGGGGCGCCCGUGGUGGUCAAGAAGCGGCCCACCGGCCUCAGCGACGACGCCAUCGCCGCGCUGCCCAAGUUCGAGUACCGACACACGGCCGACGAGAGUGAUCGGUGGGAGUGCUCGAUAUGCCUCUGCACCAUGGCCGACGGCGAGGUGGCCAGGCAACUACCUAGAUGCACGCACCUCUUCCACAGGGCGUGCGUCGACAUGUGGCUCACGGCGCACACCACAUGUCCGGUGUGCCGAGCCGAGGUGGUCAAGCCGACGGACAACGACGACAGCUGCGCCAAGACGCCGGCGGCCGAGGCCGGCCCGUCGGGGCCGGCUAGGUUGGAGGAUGGCCAGAGGGAUUUGGAGGCGCAGUUAUAGCGUGAGAGGCGCAUGCGCUUGCUCCCCGGGUUGUGUAGGUGUAUAUUUUCUAUUUUGGCGACCCUUUAGGUAGGUGAUUUUGAGCCAUUUGAUUUUAUUCAAUGGGGUUUCAGUAUAAUAAGAAUAACAGGAGGAGAGAAGAUAGUGAUUUUUAGUAUUUCUUUUACUACAAAAAUGAUGCUGGUAUUCAAACGGUUGCUGAAAAAAGGAAACGCACAAAAACAGCUAAAUCGUAGAAAAAUAGAUGUUGGAGAGAUGAUUGUGCAUUAGACAUUUUUAGAUAUAAUAUCUUCACUUUAUAGAUUACCAACAUUCAAUGGAAUGCAAAGAAAGUUCGGAUAAGUGACCAAUAUUUAAGCAGCCUACCGAGGGACCUCCGAGAGUAACUAGUUAACGAGCGCUCCUUCGGGAGCCUUGCAACGA